Molecule: messenger RNA, 2041 nt
Organism: Vicia villosa (hairy vetch)
Lineage: Eukaryota; Viridiplantae; Streptophyta; Magnoliopsida; Fabales; Fabaceae
Exons: 9
Coding region: 32-1168 (378 amino acids)
Molecular function (GO): ATP hydrolysis activity
Source: RefSeq, a predicted model, not a curated record
AUAAGGGUGGAAAACGAUAAUGUGAGUUGCAAUGGCACGCUGGAUGGUAGCAGCGUCAUGGAGUUUGAAGACAACGCCACUGUCACCGAGCUUCUCCACCUUCAAGUUCAAAUGUUGCGCGACACGCCUACAGCCACAGUGUUCUUCAGUGCACAACGACGACCUCCAAGCUCUCUUACAGAUUCUCCCAUCCGAUUUGCAUCACAAUCUCCUCAACCAACCUAACCGCACUCAUCUUUUGGAGGUUAUAUUGGAUUUAGGCCGUUUUCCCGAAGCACGCUAUCUAGGAAAACACGGAAACCACUAUUUAAGGAAUUCUGAGGUAACAGUGAAAGAGUUGGAAUAUGCUCAUGGAGCUGUUGGAGAGUUUGGGAAUGAUAAUAGAGCUGGUAUUGAGGGUACUUUGCAUAGAAUAUCUGCUAUUAGGAGUAGAAAUGGUUGUAUUGUUGGGUUGACGUGUCGAAUUGGGAGGGCGGUUACUGGCCAUAUUGAUAUGGUUUAUGAUCUGCUUCAAUAUGGCAAGAGCAUUUUAUUUGUGGGAAGGCCUGGAGUUGGUAAGACUACUGUUAUGAGAGAGAUUGCUCGUGUAAUGUCAGAUGAAUUUCACAAAAGAGUGGUGAUUGUUGAUACCAGUAAUGAAAUUGGAGGCGAUGGCAAUAUUCCUCAUGCAGCAAUAGGUGGUGCACGAAGAAUGCAGGUACCCAUGCCAUCAAUGCAACAUAGUGUGAUGAUUGAGGCAGUAGAAAAUCACAUGCCUGAGGUGGUUAUAGUUGACGAGAUUGGCACGGAAGCUGAAGCUCAUGCUUGCCGGUCAAUUGCUGAACGAGGCAUCAUGCUUAUAGGAACUGCUCAUGGUCAGCAGAUUGAGAAUGUCAUGAAGAAUCCUACACUCUCUGACCUGAUUGGCGGAAUUGAAAGCGUUACUCUGGGAGAUGCAGAAGCUAGAGCAAGAAAAUCUCAGAAGACAAUUCUUGAGAGGAAAGGUCCUCCAACAUUUGAUUUCUUGAUUGAGAUGAGAGACAGACACUACUGGCUUACACAUCAAACCGACAAAAGCGUAGAUAUGUUGCUUCGAGGCCAGAGUCCACAAGUUGAGGUACGCAAAAGAGAUGAAAAAUGCAAGGUUGUGAUCGAAAAAUCUAAAGCAUAUGAUAAAUGCCAAAUUUGAAACUUUUUCCUUUUCCGAUAAUAUAAUUCAUUCAUUUUACAAAAACAAAUCAAAAUUUAAAUUUAUAAACCUGUUUAUCAUUUUGUAAAUUGUGUUUUGUUGACAUUACUAUUGAUUUGUGUGUAUAUUUUCCACUCUAUAUUCAUGCUAUAAACACUUUAAAAAAUGAUGACAUCUAAUUAGAGCAUAGCAUUGCCAUGAAAACACCUAAUUUUGUUGGGACCAAAUCUUGUCCUCAACUGCAUAUCAUGAAACUGUCCCUUAGCAUUAUCUCUCUUAGUUCUGAUUCUGAGGCUAUUAGCUUUUCUUGAUUGAUUGAGAGGAUUAUGAAAUUAGUGUAGUUUGGUAGUGUAUUGCCUACAUUAACCUAUUUUAUUCUCUUGAUGCAUAGCAUUGUUGUAGCUUUUUAUGUAAUAUGUAGUGGUUUGUUCGGAUGUUCUAGCAUUGGUUUGCACAAUAUAUUGUUCAAUUAGAAGUCCUCUAUUUAUUUAUACAAUAACCGAAGGCUAAGUGUUGAUUGAAAAUUCAUAAUUCAAGUAUUGUAACCGGUUAAUAUGGGGUGUAAUCGGUUACAAUUAGAGAAAAUUCACUUCUUGAAAUUUGAAAAAGUUGUUUUUGACAUGAGAUGAGAUGUUUUUUUGUUUGUUUGUGUAACCGGUUAAUUAGAUGUGUUAAACGGUUAGAGGCCCGUGUUUUAGCUUUUUCUUGUGUUUUAAGAAUGUGUUUUAGGUCCUAAUUGUUGUGUAACACUUGUAUAAAUGUCUUGGAGGCAUUCUCAUUUCAAACUAGUUGUUGUUUAAUGCAAUUGAACAUUCUCACCCUUAAUUCUCUCUCUCUCUCUCUCUCUCUCUCUCUCUCUCUCUCUCUCUCUCU